CGUUCUAAGCUCAAAUCAGUUCAAAUUUAUUUAAUUUAUACAAUAUGUUAAUGGGCAUUGUUUUAAGAAAAAAUAUAGUUAAGUUCGAAUAAAUAAAAAGUAAAAAUUGCGUAUAAAUUCUGAUCAUGCUGGAUGCUGCUUCGUUUUUGACUAUGCAAACUAAAUUUUUUGUUUGAUAAUUUGUUAGAUAUGUAUCAACAAGUUUCUCCAUUCGAAGAACACGUGUUUGUGUGUGUGUGCCCUUGCUCUCUCAUAUAUGUAAAAGAAAUAAAUUAAUGUAUGUGUAUAUAUUUAUAAAAGCAGCUGUUGGAGGGGAAAAUAAAAUUUAAUCCCAUUCGCUCGUAUUGAAACUCAAGUGAUGCCACUUUAUAAUAAAACAAAGUGUAAAAAACAUAAAAUUAAAAGAGGAAAAUAAACAAAAUUUCCUCACAUAUGCUCUCGUAUUGAAACUCAAGUGAUGCCACUUUAUAAUAAAACAAAGUGUAAAUAACAGAAUUUUUAAGACUCCGUUUAAAUUUUGAAUUUUGGAAUAUUCCACCAAAACAAAAACAAUUUUACUCUUUGUUUUUUUGGAAUAUGAAUUAUGAAAAUCUAAAUAUGGAAGCAAAACAUCUAAGUUCUAAUAGCAAUGAUUCAAAUAAUCAAGAAAAUGUCGAUGUUAAAAAUAAAAAGAAUCAAAAUAAACAGAAGAUUGAAGUUUUUCUAUCAAAAGACAAAACUAAAAAGAAUUUAAGCAAAUCUCAAUUACUUUUGCUAAAUGAAACUGCAGAGCAAAGAGAAUUACGACUUCAAAAACAACGAGAAUACAAAAAAUCUAGAACACCAGAACAAAGAGAAGCUUCUAGACUGAAAAAUGCACUAUACACUAGACGAUAUCGUGAAGAACAACUUAAUGCAGCUCGAACAGCAGAAGAACGAGAAGCAUUAAUACAAAAAAGAAAAGAAUAUUCAAAAAAUUAUCGUGAAAAAUUGAAAAGUUUAGCUAAAACACCGGAAGAAAAAGAAGCUUUAAGAAUGAAAAUUGUACUUGAAAAAAGAAGAUCUGUUGCUAAACUUCAAAAGCUUGCCGAUCGUGAUUGUAAAGGAAAUUUGUUGACGUUUGACGAAAUUGAGGCUCGUAGAAAGAAACGACAAGAUAAUGAUGAGGAAUUAAGUCUGUUGACUUUAAAAAAGCGAUGGCAAGCGACCAUAAAAAUGAGAGAAUAUCGUCAAAGGAAUCGAACAAUAGGGAAAGAAAUAUCAUCUGGUUCAAGUCCUAGAAUGAAAAAGGAACAACAAGUAAAGAUAACUCCGAAUUUUGUCUCUAUUAAAGACGAAAUCAAGAUUGAAAAAGAAGUUUUUCAAGAAUCAACAAUUCAUGCAUAUCAAAAUACAAAUUCAACUAUUAUUCACCAAGAUGCCGUUCAAGAUUCAUCAGGUGGUUCUUGGUUUGAACCAUCAGUGGAUAUAUUGGCGAAUGAAUCGAAAAAUUAUUUUACCGAUUAUUAUCGGUCAUUUAGUAACACAUCUUCAAGUUUAACCGAAAACAUUCCAAAUACCAGAAAUCACUCAACUACAAUAGAGCGUAGAAAAAGAACUAUAGAGGCGUCGUUAAAUUGUUUGAGAGAGCUUAUUGAUGUAACAGCAAGAGGUGAUAGAUUUGCAGUUUUUGGUGAACAUAUUGCUCAAAAACUGAGAAGUAACGAAAAGGAUCAAUCAGAACUAAAUUACGCUAAAUUACAAAUUGAUAAUGUACUGCAAAGUUUGGAACUUGGAUUUUACGGUUCUGAAACUCAAAUUGUAAAAGUUGAAAAAAACUAUUAAUAUUAACUAACUGUAAGUUCUUUUAAAGAAUUAUCAUUUAUGCAUUAUUUUACAAAUAACUUUAAUACUUAUUUUGAGAUUGUUUCAAUGCCAGAAAAUAGCAACAAAUCCAUAACAUAAACCAUUGAAAUAACAACAGUAUAAAGCAUUAUUAAUUCAAUAAGUUAAUCGAUUUUCUUCAGUUUUAAAUUUCAAUUACCGAAGUGUUAUUUUUACUAAGCACAGUCUUUUCAUGUUAACUAAUGUUUAAAAUUAUACAAUAAAUACAUUUUUAUACUCUUAUAAAUAAGUUGUUGAGUGAAUAAGGGAUAGCCUAC
Episyrphus balteatus (marmalade hoverfly) is the source of this 2120-nucleotide messenger RNA. Its product is annotated as protein Daple-like. The transcript is spliced from 2 exons. NCBI's taxonomy places the organism in Eukaryota, Metazoa, Arthropoda, Insecta, Diptera, Syrphidae. Bases 577 to 1803 code for a protein of 408 amino acids. The record is from RefSeq and is a predicted model, not a curated record.